AUGCGUAUGACACUGGCGCGGAAGGGACUUCUGGCACAUGUUCAAUAUGUGAAGGACCCGUCGGAGAUAAAUGAAGGAUGGUUUCUCGACGAUAUUAAGACUUCAGGUCUGAUUGCCCAAGGGAUUGCAGGAGAGCACCACACUAAGAUUCGUUUGGCGAACUCGGCUCUUCCUGCGUGUAACACGCUCAAGGACUUCUACAAUCGGGCAACGCUACACAACCGUGUGUCGAUGAAUCGUCGUAUCCAUGAAUUCGAGAUGGAAGCCGGAAUGACGAUGUCCAAGCACCUCGACAGUUUUGAUGAACUGGUUUGUGGAGCUGCAGGCACUGAACGAAUAUCUGGAUGA
Molecule: messenger RNA, 348 nt
Organism: Peronospora matthiolae
Lineage: Eukaryota; Oomycota; Peronosporomycetes; Peronosporales; Peronosporaceae
Source: the annotation of a GenBank genome assembly